Hippoglossus stenolepis (Pacific halibut) is the source of this 899-nucleotide messenger RNA. Its product is annotated as tereporin-Ca1-like. NCBI's taxonomy places the organism in Eukaryota, Metazoa, Chordata, Actinopteri, Pleuronectiformes, Pleuronectidae. Gene Ontology annotation, cellular component: pore complex. The record is from RefSeq and is a predicted model, not a curated record. The coding region runs from base 208 to 744 and encodes 178 amino acids. Gene Ontology annotation, molecular function: channel activity. The transcript is spliced from 3 exons. Gene Ontology annotation, biological process: pore complex assembly; cytolysis in another organism; monoatomic cation transport.
GCUACAUGUAACUGACAUGUGAAGCUCAUUGGUGCAGAGGUGUCUGGAGCAGAGGAGACUCCUCCUGGAGGCUCACGCACUAUGUGAGGUGUGGCUGAGAGGGUGUGUGUGACUGCUACCUCCACACCAACCUGCCUCCUCCUGUCAGACGACUCUCUGCCUUCCCGUGUGCACGACUCAACGUGAAUCCUUCCAGCAGCCGUCACCAUGCCUGAGAAUGCAGAGUCGCACUCCGCCACCCUCGUCACCAACCGCACCUGCACCGUAGAGAUCACCAACGUCAGCGCCAGCUACUGCCUCGUCAACCCACAAGUUCACAUGGACAUGGGUUAUUCCUUCAGCCCCCCGCAGCCCACCGUGCGCACCACCAAGACCGAGGUGUGCUCCUUCAUCAAGGACGACAACACGGCGACAGGAACCGCGGGCGUCCUGACCUACGAGAUGUUCCACAUGCAGAGUCGCAGCUGCAAAAAGAUGAUGGCCAUCAUGUUCUCGGUGCCCUUUGACUACACCUACUACAAGAACUACCUGGGCAUCGGCUUCUUUGAAAAACAGCGGGAGGGCAAAGAUCUGUUCAAAUACAUGUACAAUAACAAAGAAUUCCCAGAUUUCAUGCGCCAAGAGGCCAACGGCAGCGGGGUGAAGUACUGCCCUGACAACGAAAAGAUUGAAGUGAGGGGCUGCAUGUGUGAUGACAACAAGGCCAUUGUUAAAAUUGAGUUGUACGACAGUAUGAGGCAGUGAGUCUGUUUCUGCUCCUGUGAGAAUGAAGAGCAUCAAAUGCGAAUAAACGAUAAAACACAGUUGAAGCUAAAUAUUCCUGAAUAACUACAAACAAUGUGUGUGUCACUCCUGUCGUGUAACGGUGCUUUCAUGAAUAAAAAAAACAGUCUGACCAA